UGCUCUCCAGUUUUCACUUCUCUUUGCGUUGCAGCAGCGAAUCAGAAGAUGGAGAAAUAUUUAAUCCCUGUAGCUCCUGCUUCGCAAAACCCUAAACCCUCUAGAAGGCAACAAUGGCAGAGAAUUCUCUUUGAAUUGAACGGGAAAGUUGAUAGAAAAUCCCUCCAGAACGCUUCUGCUCUAUUGACGCAAUCAUAUUCUAUGGUAAUGGGAUUCCCUCAUACAUAUCACGACAAUGGACGGCCAUGUGCAGCACAUAUUAACUGGUUUCGUGGUGGUUCUUUCUCAUUUAAUAACAGAAAUCUCAUUGGCAGUGAGGCUGUAUCUGCAUUGGAAUUUGAUAGAAAGGGAGUUUACCUGGCAUCAGUAACAAAAUCAGGGUGCUUAACAGUGCAUGACUUUGAAGAUUUAUUUUAUGAAGGAAAAGUAUUUCCUUUAGGCUUUAAAGAAGACGAAGAAAAGCUGUUGCUGCACAUUUCUACACAUAAUCGACUUGAUGUGGUUAGAUGGAAUAUUUGUAAUCAAAAUGAGGUUGCUUCCACAUCUCUGAAAAGUUCUGAAGUACGCAUAUAUGAUAUUGGCUAUAUAUCUUCUGAACCUGUUGAUGUACUAAGCAAGAGGUCUACAAUCUCCAUGCAUGGAUAUAGCCAAAGAGGUUUAUCAGAUAUUGCUUUUUCUUCAAGUGACAAUUCAAGGUUGUAUGCUUCUGAUUUCUCUGGUGUGGUGAAUGUAUGGGACAGAAGAUUGAGUGGUCUUCCAUGUCAUGAGCUCAGAACCAAUUGCAGUGAUGCCAUUACUAGCAUAAAGUUGAAUGCUGAUAAUCAGGUUAUGUUUGGAGCCAGCAAGCAUGGGUUUAUAUACAUGUGGGAUAUACGUGGUGGAAGAUCAUCAACAGCUUUCCAGAAUAACACGGAAUAUUAUUCUCCUCUAGUGUCUGUGAAGUUGGCAACAGAGUUGGGUAAAAUUACAUCUUUGAAGGCUCAAUCUAAUGUUCACUUGAAGGAAAUACAUUCCAUUGACAUUAAUCCCUCUUGCCAAUAUCAAUUGGCAUUCCAUCUUGACGACGGUUGGUCUGGUGUUUUUGAUGUCAACUCUUUGAGAGUAACACAUGUACAUUGCCCCCCUCCAGCUUGGUUACGGGAUAACAUUGAUUGCUUGGGCAAUAUCUGUCACCUACGAAAACCUUCAUGGCUACCUAAUUAUUCAAUAUAUGCAAUUGGCUCCGAAUCAGAUGAUGGAAUUCACCUUUUGGAUUUCUAUCCUGACCGAAGCUCCCCUUGCCAUGUCAAUUUUGAUGAGGAGAUAGAAGGCACAAAUCAAGUCCAACAUCAACAUAGACAAAACAAAUUUAUCCCAUUAAGUGAAGGUGUUACUGCAUGCACAGUUCAUCCCUUAACAGGCACUAUAGUGGCUGGAACCAAGUCGUCGUCGCUGCUGGUGAUUUCCCAAGCAUCGGUGUCAUGUCCAGGCGAUGAUCAUUGUCAACGCUGUAAUUCGAAUGCCACAAAGGCUCCUGAACACGUGGAUGCAUCUCAAGAUUAAGUAAGACUUUUGCUCUGUGCUCUAGUAGCUGUCUGAAAACAACACAGCAGUAUAGUGAUCUUUUCGUAGGUUUCCUAUAAUCUUGUAUAGUCAGUUACUCUCUCUAGGGGUAAAGAUUUUCUGAUCCAUGAUACUACAAAGGAUUAUUAGUAAAGCAACAAAGUAGAACACAAUUUUUUGAUUACUAGCAUAAAAUGCAUACAUGAUUUCAUUACACAAGGUAA
Messenger RNA from Ipomoea triloba (trilobed morning glory), 1766 nucleotides. RefSeq lists its product as uncharacterized. Lineage: Eukaryota; Viridiplantae; Streptophyta; Magnoliopsida; Solanales; Convolvulaceae. The record is from RefSeq and is a predicted model, not a curated record. The transcript is spliced from 18 exons. The coding region runs from base 49 to 1542 and encodes 497 amino acids. Gene Ontology annotation, molecular function: protein binding.